UCUGUGGAAGAAACCCAGACACAUCUCUGUGAAAGAACCCCCGUGAUGAUGAUGCAGCAACAUGAUACAAACAAUGUUGCUUGGAGACCUUGAGCCAAGUGCGGUGUGAAGCCAUUGCUCCUUCUCCACGGAAGAUCAUAUCAGUUCUUCACAACUUCUGCAUUUAGAACUUGCGCUGUCAAAAAUGGCUGAGGAAUUUGUGAGCGCUAAAGUGAAAGGUGACAGGGUGGUUUUGUUUUUGAAACCGUCCUGUCCAUAUUGCGUGAUGGCUCAGGAGGUUUUAUCGAAGUAUAGCUUCAAAGCCGGACACCUGGAACUCGUUGACAUCAGCGGACGCGAAGAUGUUAGCGAAAUCCAAGAUUACUUCCUCAAUACAACCGGAGCUCGAACCGUGCCGCGGGUGUUCAUAGGGGAGCAGUGUAUAGGAGGCGGCACUGACAUUGCAGGGCUGGAUGAGAGUGGGAAGCUGGAGGGAAUGCUGCAGUCUAUGGGAGCCCUGCAGUGACCAGCACAGCCCUGCAACCUGGCUGGGACUGGGCUUGUGGCAUCACGUGACUGCAGCUCUGCUCUUCCCCUCUUCUGUAUGAAAUCUCAGUUCAGCCCUGGCUGCUGGUCUAACUCACCAUGCCUCUGAAGAGCUCAGCUCACCGCCAAUCACACGUGCAAGCUCUGGACAUGACAGUGUGCUUGUGGUAGAUUACUGUAUAGAGACUGUAUUAUGCUGAAUGCUUGCUGGAUCUCUGACAGUGUCGAGCUUAUAACUGAGGAAUAAAGGAUGACUUUAUGUUUGCCAGGACUGUAGGCUGGUGAAUGCGGUUGAUGAAAUUACCUGUUCCUACACUGGUGCUUCCACUGUAUGUGCCAUUACCCCCAAUGCACCGCUUACUGAAGCUGAAUAUGUUUUACUGAAACAUUAAAACAUAUCGAUCGAUCAA
Molecule: messenger RNA, 935 nt
Organism: Conger conger (European conger)
Lineage: Eukaryota; Metazoa; Chordata; Actinopteri; Anguilliformes; Congridae
Product: glutaredoxin-1-like
Exons: 3
Coding region: 185-505 (106 amino acids)
Source: RefSeq, a predicted model, not a curated record